AUGCAGAUCCAAUCCGUCCUCGUCGCCGUCGGCACCCUCGCCAUCACCGCCUCGGCGAAGCCCAACCACCUCCCCUUCCAGCACACCCACGGCGGCCCGGGUGGCGACAUGGGCGCGCCCAACCCCGAGGGCGGCCUGCCCCGGAAGCCCAUGAACGGCACCGUCACCUGGUACACAAAGGUCCACGACAAGGUCGAGACCUGGUGCCCCGAGCCCACCACGCUCUACUUCAACAACAAGACGUACUACAUCGACAAGCCCACCACCUUCACCCUCCCCAACUGCCCCUGCACCGAGGUCUGGACCUCCCACGGCGGCCCCGGCUACAACCAGCCCACCCCGGUCGCCCCCGGCCCCGCGCCCCCCGUCGCCACCAUGACCGGCGUCUCCCCGCCCAACGGCCCCGGCGGCGACGGCCAGCCCCAGCAGCCCGGCGGCGGUCAGCCCAUGGUCCCCGGCCAGCCUCAGCAGCCCGGCCAGACCGGCGUCCCCACCGUCCCCGGUACCCCCGGCACUCCCGGCACUCCUGCCACCCCCGGCGGUGGUGAGGGCGGCUCCCCCGGAACUCCCGGAACCCCCGGUACCCCUGGCAGCCCUGGCACUCCCGGCAGCCCUGGUACCCCCGGAACCCCCGGAACCCCGGGUGGUGAGGGUGGCAACGGAGGCAACGGAGGCAAUGGUGGAAACGGUGGCAACGGAGGCAAUGGAGGCAACGGAGGCAACGGAGGCAACGGCGGCAACGGCGGAAAUGGAGGCAACGGAGGCAACGGUGGAAACGGCGGAAACGGCGGCAACGGCGGCAACGGCUCCCCGACCGGCUCCCCGGCCCUCUGCAACGGCCUGCCCUGCCCCACGCACGUCACCGUCGCCGGCGCCGAGAAGCAAGCCGCCCUCGCCGGCUCCCUGGCCCUGGUCGCCGGUGCCAUCGCCGUCCUGGCUCUGUAA
Messenger RNA from Colletotrichum karsti, 945 nucleotides. RefSeq lists its product as uncharacterized. The transcript has 2 exons. The coding region runs from base 1 to 945 and encodes 314 amino acids. Lineage: Eukaryota; Fungi; Ascomycota; Sordariomycetes; Glomerellales; Glomerellaceae. The record is from RefSeq and is a predicted model, not a curated record.